UUUAAGUUUCCUUGCAAUAGACGACACGUAGGCAUCGUCGUCUGCACUACACAUGUAUGUGGCGUCAAAACUCCCUCCUUUCUCUUUCCUUUUCCCUUCCCAUUUCGUUUCCUAUUGAUUCCCAUUUCCAAAUUCCUCUCUCUGUCUUAAACUUUUUUUUUUAUUUUUACCAAUGGCGGAAACCUCUGCACUCUGUUUCUCACAUUUCUCCUCAAUUCCAUCAAUUUGUCGCUCCAAGGAAUCCAAUUCCUUUCUCUCCACCACAUCCUCUAAAUUCUCCAAUUCAAAUCCUCGCUCAUCUCGCUCCCUUCGCUUAACUUGCAAAGCCUCAGAUUCCAGUAACUUUCUCGGCGAUGAUUCCUUCGAUUUCUUUCCCUGGUCUGACGGCGAUAGCGUUAUUGAGUGGAUUCAAGAGGAGAAAGUCACUUUGUUUACAGCUGAUGGGCUUAUUCAAAUUGGAGGUUCUGUCGUUCCUCGGCUAGUCAGUUCUUCAGAUAAGAAGCAAGAAAAGUCAAAAACCUCUCAGAGAUUUCAAAGAUUUCAAGAGAGUGAUUAUAUGGACCCAAAGCAAGGCUUGUGUUUGGGAGCACUCUUUAAUAUUGCAGCAACAAAUGGACUUGACAUGGGCAGAAGGCUCUGUAUCUUUGGAUUUUGUCGAUCAAUUGAGAUGCUAAGUGAUGUUGUUGAAGACACUGUUUUGGAGCAUGGUGGGGAGGUUGUUGCUGCAGAAAAGGCAAUUAAAGGUGGUUUGCAUGAAAAGCUAACCAUGACAGUGGCGGUACCAUAUCUGUGGGGUGUUCCUCCUGCUUCAGAAACACUUCGCCUUGCUGUUCGGAGUGGCGGAGGGAUCGUAGAGAAGGUAUACUGGCAAUGGGAUUUUUUGUAAAUGAUGUAUUGUCAAGUCCUGUGUCCUAACUAUUAUUUGUGCAUUAUGUACAUAUAAUUGUUCUGUUCCUAUGUACAAAAUUUAAGGUGCUGUGUUAUUCAUGUACAAUGAGAACUCAAUGUUAAUAACUAAUUGAUUAUUUUCAA
Molecule: messenger RNA, 1032 nt
Organism: Ricinus communis (castor bean)
Lineage: Eukaryota; Viridiplantae; Streptophyta; Magnoliopsida; Malpighiales; Euphorbiaceae
Exons: 5
Coding region: 173-886 (237 amino acids)
Source: RefSeq, a predicted model, not a curated record